Molecule: messenger RNA, 935 nt
Organism: Labrus bergylta (ballan wrasse)
Lineage: Eukaryota; Metazoa; Chordata; Actinopteri; Labriformes; Labridae
Gene: sf3b6
Product: splicing factor 3b, subunit 6
Cellular component (GO): nucleus; cytoplasm; ribonucleoprotein complex
Molecular function (GO): mRNA binding
Source: RefSeq, a predicted model, not a curated record
AGCUGGCGACUGCUGCCAUUUUGAGGUGGAGAGUGAAGAGUUUCGGAACUGCGUGCUUGUUUUUCAGCGGCUUAAAAAGACCCUUAAAAAUAUUUUACCAUGGCUAUGCAAGCAGCGAAACGCGCAAAUAUACGGUUACCUCCUGAGGUGAACAGAAUCCUCUACAUCAGGAAUCUUCCUUACAAGAUCACAGCUGAGGAGAUGUACGAUAUCUUUGGGAAAUAUGGACCGAUACGGCAAAUCAGAACAGGGAACACACCUGAAAGCAGAGGAACAGCGUACGUGGUUUAUGAAGACAUCUUUGACGCCAAGAACGCCUGUGACCAUCUGUCAGGCUUCAACGUCUGCAACCGUUACCUGGUGGUCCUCUACUACAAUGCAAACAGGGCUUUCCAGAAGAUGGACACAAAGAAGAAAGAGGAACAGCUGAAGCUUCUAAAAGAGAAAUACGGCAUCAACACAGACCCUCCAAAGUAACCGUUCAGCACAUCCACCUUCACCGCCGCUUGUUUGUUUUUACCUUUACAAUCCUUACAAGCUACUUACUGUUUGCUGGUCAGGAUUUGCUGGUUUGCAGGUCGAAAAUAUUCUUCUUCUUUUAUAUUUGAUAAUUUUGUUAAUGUCCAUCUUGGAAACCUCUGAAUGUGGGAUAGACCAUCUGUAAGAAAGUGAUCUUCUAGACAGGGAGGAAUUGUCUUACAGACGGGAAAAGCAUGAAACACGACUCCAGGAAUCAGACGUUGAUCGGUCAUUGUGUUAAUCCUUGUAAGAUGUUAAAUCUGCUUGAGAAAAUAGUUUUUCCACUUUUUUUUUGUCAGUCCUUUUCAUACUUUUACAAACCUUUAAUUUAAAGCUAGCCAGAGUUGGUAUGAAAUCAAGUUUGAGUACUGACUAUGUAAAGUAUUCUGUCAAAUAAAUGUUCCUUUUCUAAAAUC